CCGGGUAGUAGGAGUUUUCAAAAGUUAGCAGACGACACACACCAGUGUCGACAACAUACGAUCACAUAAUUAUAGUUGAUAAUGGAGGAGUUCAAUAGUAAAGCCAAACAUGAUUUUGAUUUAGAAGUUGUACUGGAUGCUCUUAAGAAAUGCCGAAUAAAUGACGAUACGAUUUUAAUGUCAGAAUAUCUCAGAGCUUACCGAGAACUUUGCAGGUUUUUCAAGUUAACUGGACGAUUGUUUGGUUUUGUGGCUCGUGAUUUGGAGGGUAAAAUGACGAUAAUAGAAAAACACAGAAACAUUGAUAAAGACAAUCAUUAUGAUUCUGUUCAAUCUAUUUUACGAUAUGAAACUGACCAAGGUACUGCAAAGGUUAAAGGUGAAUUUCCAUCUGGAUCUAGAACAUUAUUACGUCUGCACCACGCAUUUGAAUUUAUAAUGGCCUUCAUGAAACGGAUACGCGAAGGUCCAGAAAAUGAUAAGACAUCCAAGGUGGCUGCCGAAGUUUACAAGAACACUUUAGCUCAUCAUCAUCCAUGGCCUGUACAAAAGAUGGCGCUGUUGGCUGUUCAUCUGCUUCCCGCCAAGAAACAGUUAAUUGAUGUAAUGUGUAAACAUGACUAUGAGAGAGUAAUGGAUCUACUGAAUGAAGUGAUUACUUAUGGACAACCAAUAUACGAUAUUACACAACGUGUUUAUGCGGACUACGAUUUAUUGCAUAUUCCGUGA
Messenger RNA from Lottia gigantea (owl limpet), 729 nucleotides. RefSeq lists its product as hypothetical. Bases 82 to 729 code for a protein of 215 amino acids. Lineage: Eukaryota; Metazoa; Mollusca; Gastropoda; Lottiidae. Gene Ontology annotation, molecular function: ceramide 1-phosphate binding; ceramide 1-phosphate transfer activity. Gene Ontology annotation, biological process: ceramide transport; intermembrane lipid transfer. Gene Ontology annotation, cellular component: cytosol; membrane; cytoplasm. The record is from RefSeq and is a predicted model, not a curated record. The transcript is spliced from 2 exons.